This is a messenger RNA of Schistosoma bovis, 6374 nucleotides long. The record is from the annotation of a GenBank genome assembly. NCBI's taxonomy places the organism in Eukaryota, Metazoa, Platyhelminthes, Trematoda, Strigeidida, Schistosomatidae.
CAAAUGCAUCUCUGUGCUAAUGUGAUAUGGCAACUCGAAUUGAUGUACGCACGUACGAAGUUCUACGUUGUUACUGACUGACCAGUAAUUCAGCUACAUUGUCAAAACGUAUAGUUUUCAAGACUUAGCUGCAAUUUUACCGAUGUCAUGGAAUAAAUUAGUCGAGAACGUUGCUUCUUGCAUAAUUGCCCACCCUAGUCAAAGUUGAAGCAGAUUUUUAAGUUCACUUGACCGCUUGGUUGGUGACUGUAUCGCUCGUUUUUUGUACUACACGUUAACUCGCUACUAAGUUUAUUAGACAUGAGGUACUCAAUUUCAUCUUUUUAAUUUCAAUAUCUUGUUCACUGUUUUCGGCUCCUAAAACUUCACAUCUUACCUGAAAAUCAGCUUUCAUUAACUUAAGUCAUAAUCUUGGCAAAGCAUAUCCCUCUCUAAAAUAGACAAAUCCAACCUAUUUGACUCGAGUCCGUUUUAGCAAGUCCUAAAGGUUGGGGUCAUGAAAAUCCACAUUUCUGACAAUACAUCAGUGAGUCAGAUAGCUGUUGCGCGCUUAUUCCGCUUAAAGGGCCUAAGCACAUUUUACUGCGUUAUCCAGGUCUAGAAAUGUGUUCACAUCUAAUGUUAAUAAAUUUAAUCGUUUUUGAUGGCCAGUGAUGCGAGUCUGGAGAAGAGGGAAAUUGAUUACGAAUACACUGGUCGUGAGUGCUGUUAGAUGUAUGAGGACGAUCAUCACUUCCUGGCCGCCCACACCGUGGAAGUGUUCUUCCAGAGGUACCUGAAGAGGAAAUCGGGUUAGGGGUGGUCUUAGUGACCUGAGAAUCUGACCGCAGUGCUCAAGGGAUAACUGCUUGAAGCCGGUCACACACGACCUUUUUGUGAGUAAUUUUCGUGUUAGCUCUGCACUUGUUAAGACCUUACCGCCAGAGACGGAAAUCCAUGGGAUAAUGUGAGGUGUAGAUUUUUAGGGUCGACCUUUUCUAAUUGUUCAAGGUAACGUGAGCUCAUAUUAUUCAUCGGAGUGACUGCCUACUAGUUGGCAACACUAAACUGUGUUGUACAUUCAGAUCCCAACUAACACUGAUUAGAAUGAACAAAGUAAUAUUACUGAUCAAUCGCAACUUAACCAGUUACACAAUCCUAGAUUCGGUUGUUUAUUUGUGUUGGGUUAUUUCUGAAUUUGCAGUAAAAAGUUUUGGUCCCAAAAUACUACAUUUAGUUAUAAUCAAGCUGCCUGAUACGGAAUGUGGAAUACAACACUUGGUUAUCCCUUUAUUGUUUCAUACCCGAUUCCCUUUAUUAUAUUAGAGAGCAAAAACAAAAGUUGGUUCAAAAUAAUGAGUUCAUUUUAUUUCGUCAGGUUCUUAUCAGCUGCUUGCAAUCUAUAAUAUUUUAAAAUCAAAAUUACAAAUAUUGGCAUACUUAUAAAAACGAGGGUGAUUAGAGAUAAAUAUGUAUAUCAUGAUGUAGUGGAAAUUCCAACCGAGUUAGUAAGGUCAUAAAGAUUUUUGCUUCAAACAAAUAAAUAAAGCUUAAGGGAAGGAAAGUUCCAGAACACCGAACUAAUGAUCAGCACUUAUAGAGUUAACAAACAUUAGAUGGUUGUGUAAUAAAGUAACUGAAAACAUUAAUGGUAAUCAAGGAAGAUAUGAGUUGAAUUGUCAGCCAUGAAUUAAAGAAGAAUGGCAAAGACGUAUUCAAAACUUCAAGAAUUGAAAUAACGAACAAUGCAAUAAAAAGGAUGUUUCAGUUUUCCUGUAUUUACUUGAAACCCGAGGAACGUCUAAAAGAUGACCUAUUUCAUCCAACACAACCCUUCUUGCUUGCGAGUGGAUGCCUUGGUGGCAAUGUACGGCUUUGGAAUUUAGAGCAUUUGGCAGUACUUGGUGAUGAAAAAAUCGAGGGCAUUGUAGAACUAUCAUCUGUAUGCGUUUGGAAGCACACGGGUGCAAUCGCAUCCCUUACUUUCCAUCCAGUUCAUCCCAUACUAGUAGCAGCAUGGACUCAAGAAGUGGUCUUUUAUGAUUGGGUAUCUGGCCGGAUACUUUCGGCAUGGCGAUUUGUAUCAAAUCAUUCACGCGUAAGAUGGGUGAAAUUCGCCCCUGAUGGAACAGUCUUAUACACAGCAACCGCCAAUCCAUCCAACAAUGAAUCAGUUUAUGUACAUAAGCAAUCUGAUCAACCAGUGGUUAGGAGCCCAACAAAAGUAGUAGCUACCAAAUACCCCAAAGAACCAUCUUAUAUCCAAGUGGAUCAUGAUAGCGUCAAUGUAACUUCCGAAGCCUCAUGUGAUCUCACAGUACCUCGUGAUACUCUUUUAGAAUAUCUUGUCAAUUGUUCUGAUUCCUGGUUUCAAAGUCUCGGUAUAUGUUCCGUUUGUUCGGUUCGUUUAUGUCGGUGGGCUGGAACUCUCGGACCUAAAUUCCCUGCAACGACGACAGAUAUUCGCCUUGGGAUGUCUGUGGCACAACAAGCCGCAGCUAUUAUGGCCACCAGUACUUCGUCCAACAUGAUACCAUCACAUGUCCAACAUCUACUGAACCUGACAAAUCCCAAUAAUCGUUCUGAAGUGUAUGAGCGUCUCUGUCGCGAUGCUAAUCCAGCUGCCGUAGCCAUAAUUGAAGAUAUGCCAGUUCAUGAAUUCCUUCGCUCAAGAGGCAACUACUGUCAAUCCCCAUGGGUUGCAAUCUCGAAUAACGGUGUAUGUUGUGGUGGUCAUGCUUGUGAUUUGGUGAUUACUCAUCGCGAGUUAAUGCGUCAUUCUUUAUGUCGACCUUGCCUCUCCUCGUUUUGGUCUUGGGCUAACAAACAUAUUGCUUGGUGGCGUUGGUCGUUUUCUACAAAUGAUGAACAAUCUCUAAAUUCUACGUCAAAUGCUAGCAGUACAGCAAAUUGUGUACCAACUCCUAUAUCCUUUGGAAAAACGAAUAAUGCGGAAAAGUCUUCUGAUAUUGAGCCUCCUGUUGGCAUUUGCAUCCAGUGUCAAGCUAAAAUGUCCUUACAGUUACAAUCAUCACCCAGUGUGUCACUGACAUGUAACCAAUCUCCCGUUUUGUCUCAUGGAGCUGGUUCUGAACUUAAGGAAUCCAACGUCCUGUCAGUUAAUGGAAAAACCUCUAAAUCUCUCCGCUUAAUGCCGCUUGCAGCUUUGGAUCUUUUGCGUUCAAGGUUAAGUAAUGCUCAUGAAGUUACUCCAGUAACUUAUGUAGCCACCGACUUAAUCAACGAUUUUGUUUUCAGUCAACACAUCAAAAAACUGUUAAUCAGUGGCAGUGAUUCCGAUCUCAAUUUAUCUCAUACCCUGUGGGACUCAAAUAUUACUAUACCUUACAAUCAGGUGGGACAGAUAGUCGUGUGUGCCUCUUCUUCAUCUAAGCGUCGAAAAAUGGAUAAUCAAUUUCAGAACAAAAUACUUUUUAGUCAAUGUGGUAGUCAAUUAUCUUUUGACAAUAGCUCAAUUUUAAAGUCCGUGCUCAUGGAUUCUGAUCCAAAAGAUGAAUUAUUUGGAUCUAAACUUCCGAACACUCUUCUAACGUGUAAAUAUCGUUUGCCGCAGGAGGCCUCUGAUUUGGGCGCAUACACGCGCGACAACCCUGAUAACAAUUGGAAUUAUCCACGUCCUGCUACCGUUCACUACACUUCUAGUGUCAUACCUUGGAUGUCAUCGUCGAUUUUCCCGUACGUCCAGACUGGAGCUUCUCUGUUAAGAUCUCCCCGCCAACUUACCGAUUCUCUUUCGGAAUCCACUAUUGUGGAUCAAAUUUCAGGGUUGUCAACUUCUAACAAAGUCUCUAUGAACGAAACACAGCAUGUCGACAGUUGUGAAACUGAUCCAUGUGAAGGACCCAACCGAAGUUCAAUGACUGCAUGUUGCCGUUGUGGCCGUAUUGUUCUUCAGACAUUUCCCGUUGAUCCACACUCUAAUAUCAGUGCAGUUGUUUGUGAAAAGUUAAUUUAUUCUGAAAAUCGGUACUUAACUCCUAGUUCCCAGAAAGCUCAUGGUAACAUUCAUUCACAAUGUUCAUCUAACCAAGAUCCCCAUACUCCCACAAAUCAUCCUUCUUAUCAGUUUGACUUAUCGUCAUUGAACUCUUGUCCGUCUGGUUCUACUUCUCUGUCUAACCGAUCCAGAAACGUGGAGGCUAGAAAGUCGGAAACUGCUGAAAGAUCGGUAAAUGCCGUGCUUCAUCUGAUUGACCAAACAGGAAAUAAUUCUGUUUUAAAUGCAGUGAAUCGCAGUAUAACUGAAGUUAUAACAGGUCUCUUUGUUGAUAUGGGUGAAUAUGGAUCCGCCUCUAGUCUUCAAGAUGUUACACAUCGUAUUUGCCGGUGGGAACUAAGUUUAUGCAGUCCUAUCUAUAAUACUCCUUAUUUGUCUUCAUCUGGUGAACGUGAUUCAGCAAGAAGUGUGUGCUUGCCCAUGCCAACCAACGUUGCUGUAUCAUAUAACAAUAAUAGUCUUGUUGUUCCUCACGCUCGUUUGUUUAAUGAUUCAUCUGUCUGUCUCUCACCAGAUGGACGCCUUCUUGCUGCAUUUGUUAUUCCUCGAGAAACAUCGUGCUAUACAUUACAGUCAUCUCAGUCUUCCGCUUUACUCGGUACACUUCUCGCUGUGUAUCGUCUGCAACCAGAGCAUAACCGUGGUCAGUGUCUGUUCGCUCGCCGCUUCACCGCAUCUAGUCCUGUAUGUGUUGACUUCAGUCCUUUAGGAGAUUUUUUGGCAGUCGGGUUAGCAACUACACGCAUACCUUCAGAACCAUUCUCUACCACGAGUGAGUCGUCUACACAAGAAAGUCUUUUAAGAUAUGGUAGUUCUUCAUCGCUCCAGGACCAUUCAGACCUCCGUCAGCCAAACGUGAAAUGUUCGUGCCAAAGACAAUCCUCUGUCGCGUGCGUUUUCCACCUUCAACGUUCCAAAACACAGAAGGGUCAAAUUCGUCGGAGCCUGCGUGAUAUUCAAAAUAUCAAACAUCCUGCACUUUUGGAUCCUGUCUCAUCAAGAUAUCUUGAAUUAUCUAGUCCAUCUUCAGAAAAAUUAGAUCGCUGGCACCGGUUAUUACUUUCAGCUCAAAGUGGAAUCUCUUUGAAUACCAUUGUUUGGAAUGCCAAUGGCAGCAUUCUUUACGGUACUACCAAAGGUCUCAUCGUAAUUUCUCAUGGAAAUCAGUCUUCUUCCGUAUCAAUUCUACCACUCCGUUGUACCAAGUCACAUAUGCAGUCUGUGAACGACUGCGAAGUUUCUUAUAGAAGAAAACACUUUAUAAAUCAAGCACAAACUAUUACUAGUUCCUCUAACUUUUCCGUUCCUCAGUCUCGUGCUGUAAUUUAAAUACUGACUUUUUAAAUCUAUGUAUAUUUAGGUUUACUGUGCAUUUAGUUUAUCUUAAUUUUUGCUCAUUUUACUGGUAAACCCAUCUGUAAUCAUAUUUCUACUGGAUUUAAACAAAAAUAGACGCUUUAUGGCGAUUCCAAUCCCACAUUCAGAGUACCUAUCUUAAUUUUCUAUCUGGAAACCGGUAGUGAUUAAAAUAAAAGUUUAUUUUUUAUAACUCCGUUCCAUUUUUUUAAAAUAUUUAAGUUUAUUAUACUACAGUUCAUAUAGUGUUGUUUUCUCACUAUGUAAAACAGAUUUCCACUAAAUCGAUCAUGUUUGUUUAUAAACCUGCUCACUGACUAUUCAGGAAUUGUUUGUUCACUAUAUUGUACGAUUUUAACUAUUUUCCCACUUGCGUUUUACCAAAAGCAAAGAUAUUUUGUUUCAUACUAAUCGUUUCAUUUUUGUUACGCAGAAAGUUAAUAUUUAUGUUAGAACUUGUUAUUAUGUGAAAGGUUUACUUCCUUGUGUUUGUUUUCUUCUUUUGUAUAAUCUACCUCAGCUAUGUCCCAGUGAUCUUUAAUGUUACUAACUCGGUUUUACUUUUAUUUUGAAAUUCUAACUCAUUUCUUAUUAAAAAUAUAUAUUUCCGGUUUGAGUUUUAUCUGGUCUCUUUUUUAUUCAUAAACUUAUUUUCUUUAACUGAGAUUACAAAGUAUCUAUGAUGAAUGUGCAACACAGUGAAUUCUUUUAAGUUUACGUAAACUACAAGUAACUUCAGUUAUGUAGAUACUUCUAGUUGUUUCCAAUUGUUUUCCAUCGAAGUCAGUUCUGAACCUUGUAAGUUAAUCGUACCUAUUGUUAUAUUUUCUCUCAUACAACAGUGAAAAAACGGGAUAAGUCACCACUCAUUUAUUUUAUCACAUAUUCUUGCUAGUAGCUUUACGAUUUUACAGGACAUAUAUAUCUUUUUAGCUUACUCAUUUCGUUAUUCUUCUAUUCGACAUUUUUUUAUUAUCAUUUGAUGGUGGUUAGUGCUUUCCAUAAAAUAUCUACAGUAUCC